Arachis duranensis is the source of this 667-nucleotide messenger RNA. RefSeq names its product photosystem I reaction center subunit IV, chloroplastic. Gene Ontology annotation, biological process: photosynthesis. The transcript has 3 exons. Lineage: Eukaryota; Viridiplantae; Streptophyta; Magnoliopsida; Fabales; Fabaceae. The record is from RefSeq and is a predicted model, not a curated record. Gene Ontology annotation, cellular component: photosystem I; photosystem I reaction center. Bases 85 to 510 code for a protein of 141 amino acids.
AUAUUUAAUACUUACUUUGUUGCCACUCUAUUAGUAUUAGUACCUAAGAGAGAGAGAGAGGAACUGAAUUGUAGCAAUUAUAUUAUGGCUAGUUGUAACAUGGCUUCAGCUGCAUCUAGAUUGGUGCUGUCACCUAAUAAAGUUGCUUGCAAAACAAACAUAAACACGGUUAUGUGGUUCCCUACAAAAAAGAACAUUAUUAAUACUUCUAGGCUUAUUGUGAGAGCGGAAGAAGAGGCUGCCGCUGCCACAUCUGAAACCGCCGAACCCCCUCCACCGGAAGACGAAGCAGCUCCAAAACCCAAGCCACCACCAAUUGGUCCCAAGAGAGGUGCUAAGGUUAAGAUUGUUAGGAAGGAAUCAUACUGGUACAACGGCAUUGGUUCAGUUGUGGCUGUAGAUCAGGACCCGAAGACAAGGUACCCAGUGGUGGUUCGAUUCAACAAAGUUAACUAUGCCAAUGUAUCAACCAACAACUAUGCUUUGGAUGAGAUUCAGGAAGUUAAUUGAUGAUUUCAUCCAUGCAACUUAUUAUAUAUCUUCCAUAACUAGCUACUCUUACAAUGAAUGUGUAUAAUAUAAUGGCUUAUUUUUCUGUUCAUGUAAAUGUAUAUAUAUGUGCGUGGAAGCAGUUAGUUUUGUGAAUAGUAAACUGAAGGGUUAACUA